This is a messenger RNA of Solanum tuberosum (potato), 2970 nucleotides long. RefSeq names its product pentatricopeptide repeat-containing protein At3g20730. NCBI's taxonomy places the organism in Eukaryota, Viridiplantae, Streptophyta, Magnoliopsida, Solanales, Solanaceae. The record is from RefSeq and is a predicted model, not a curated record. Gene Ontology annotation, biological process: RNA modification. The coding region runs from base 513 to 2357 and encodes 614 amino acids. The transcript is spliced from 3 exons. Gene Ontology annotation, molecular function: protein binding; RNA binding.
AAAAAACAAAAUAGCUUAUAAAAAAAAGAGGGCACUGCAAUUGUGUAAUUACUCACUUUAAUUUGGUAGAGAGCUUGAGCCCAAGUGUCGAGCUACUCGGAAUUCGGGUAGAGAUGGCUGCGCCGGCGAUUGCUACGGUGGCUGGCACCAAAAUCUUUUCUUAAAGUUGAAACCCUUACUUUGUCAGUUCUCAGUUUUGUUUGGGCAAGUGGGCUUGGGCUUUGCCCUGCUUUAGGCUUAGCAGCUGCAGCUGGAUUCUUCUUCGCCGGGGCAGUAGCAGAAACAGGCUUAGAAGCUGCAGAUCGAACCGAUGGAAGCUUGUAGGAGCUCUUAGCUUACCAGAAGCAACAAACUUCUUCAAUUGGUUAAGCAACAGUUUGUUGAAAUUUGGUGAAAGAUUUAUCUGUUUAUCUUCAAUGAACUUCGUAGCAGAAAGCUUGAAAAGAAGGCUAUUUCUAUCUCUUCUCCUUCACCAUUCGGUUUUUCUGUAGAGAAAGGAAAAAUGCAAAAGAAUGAUGAAAAGAACGUAUAGAAAUGUAGUGAACUGGCUUAGCCUAACCUCUCAAUUCCCUCCCUUGAAAUCAUCCAUUGAAUCACUCUGUAAUGCCAAAAGGCUUACGGAAGCUCUAAGGCUUGCUUUUGACAACCCCAUUGAAGCAGAUUAUACUAUUUACUCAAAUAUAAUUCAGCUUUGCAUUGACCUAAAGGCUCAUAAGCAGGGUCGUUUGGUUCACUCCCAUCUUAUAACUACUGGGUUUCCUUCAAAUGUUCAUUUGGGGACCAAGUUGAUCAUUUUCUACACAAUGUCUGGUGACAUGGUGUCCGCCCGCAAGAUGUUUGAUAAAUUGCCUGAAAGGAAUGUGGUUUCAUGGACUGCGCUUUUAUCUGGGUACUCUCAGAAUGGGGAUUCACAAGAAGCCCUUAAUGUGUUUGUUGCUAUGCGUAGGGAAGGGGUGAGUGCAAAUCAGUUUACUUAUGGAAGCGUUUUGAGGGCAUGCACUAGUGUGUCAUGUAUAAAUUUAGGAAAACAAAUACAAGGGUGCAUUCAGAAGAGCAGGUUUGUGGAUAAUUUAUAUGUACAGAGUGCGUUGGUUGAUUUUAAUUCUAAGUGCGGAGACAUGGAGGAUGCAUUUUGUGUUUUUGAGUCAAUGGCAGAGAGGGAUUUGGUUUCUUGGAAUGUCAUGAUUUCUGGAUAUGCUUUUCGAGGUUAUAACAUUGAUGCAUUUCUGCUGUUCCGUUGGAUGUUCAGACAAGGUAUACUCCCCGAUUGCUUCACAUUGGGAAGUGUUCUCAAAGCAUCUGUAGGAGGUGGCAAGUGUGGUGGACUAGCAAACAUCAGUAUGAUACAUGGAUGUAUCAUUCGAUUUGGUUAUGGGUCGUAUAGUAUUAUUAGUGGAGCAUUAGUUGAUGCCUAUGUGAAAUGUGGAAACCUGGCCAAUGCAAGUUAUAUAUAUAAGAAGAUGCAGAACAAAGACAGGAUUUCCUGCACUGCGCUAAUUACUGGAUACGCACGUGAAGGUAAAAAUAUAAAUGAGUGCCUAGAAAUCUUUUGUCAAUUACAUCGGAAUCAUAGGGAAAUCGAUAGCAUAAUUUUAUGCUCUAUGAUCAACAUAUGUGCCAAUACAGCGUCACUGUCUUUGGGGAGACAACUGCAUGCUAUUGUGAUCAAAUAUCAAAGCACUCUUGAUGUGGCGAUGAGUAAUGUUUUGGUUGAUAUGUAUGCAAAAACAGGAGAAAUUGAAGAUGCCAACAAUGUUUUUCAGCACAUGACGGAGAGAAAUGUAAUAUCAUGGACGUCAAUGAUCUCUGCAUAUGGUGUGCAUGGUCGAGGAGUCGAUGCAGUUUCAUAUUUUAAGAAGAUGGAGUGUGAAGGCUUUGAGCCAAAUGAUAUAACAUUCUUGUCUCUCCUGUUUGCCUGUAGCCAUAAUGGGUUGACUGCUGAAGGAUGGGAAUGUUUCAGUGAGAUGGUUAGAAAAUAUAAAUUUGUUCCAAGAGAUGAGCAUUACUCUUGCCUAGUGGACAUUUUCGCACGCAACGGCUGUUUGAAUGAAUCAUAUGAUUUGAUUUGCAGGAUGAAUAUAAAACCUAGUGCCUCUCUUUGGGGUUCAGUUCUUGGGGCAUGUAGCAUAUAUGGCAAUAUGGACCUUGGGAAGGUAGCAGCCAGGCAUUUGUGCAAUAUCGAACCUACAAAUGCAGUUGGCUAUGUGGUUCUAGCAAGUAUGUAUUCUGCAGCUGGCUUAUGGGAUAGCGCUUGGAAGGAACGAGAUGUGGUUCAAACUAGAAGGUUACCAAAAGAUCCUGGUUACAGCCUUUUUCAUUCUGGCAAUGAUAUGGUAGCACUUCUACCUACUGGCUGAUACAUGAAAAUGAUCCAGAUCUUCCUUGUAAUGUUUCAUACUACCUGGAUUUGUCGAAAGUAAGUUUUGGUAAUGAUAGUUUCAGCGUGCAGAUGAUGCAAUAAAGCUACGAAUAGGUGAAAGCGGAUUUGACAGAGGGAUCAGCUAAACUAGCCGAUGCCAUUGGUGAUGAUUCUGAUGUAGUAAUAUGUACUACAGUUUUCCAUCCUUCGUACAAAUUGUUGGCACCUUGAAAGAGAAGCUAUUAUCGUAUCAAAGCUGGAGAAAGUGGCUUCAAACGAGGGAUUUUAAAAUUGUAGAAAAAAGAUGUAACCAUGACAAUCCAGAGUAUAAAGAAAGGAGAAAAGGGCAGCUAGCAAUUGAUUCAGAGAUUUUUUGAGAUUAUACCUUUUCAUGUGAUGGCAAUGGAAGUGACAAAAAAAAUAAUCAGGGGACACACUAUAAACUUGAGAAAAGCUUUCUUUAUUUCUAAAUUUUGUGUCAUCACAUAGUGCCAUAUAAAUUGGAACAGAGGGAAUAAUUAUUAAUGUGCUUAGAACAUAGCUAAGAAAGAUCAAAGAUUAAUCAUGGUACUUGUUCAAAGUAUAUAAACAGAUGUACAAUUAUCAGUUAA